Molecule: messenger RNA, 1218 nt
Organism: Eutrema salsugineum
Lineage: Eukaryota; Viridiplantae; Streptophyta; Magnoliopsida; Brassicales; Brassicaceae
Product: hypersensitive-induced response protein 1
Exons: 6
Coding region: 110-973 (287 amino acids)
Source: RefSeq, a predicted model, not a curated record
CCCAGUCAAAUAUAGAAAGAUAUUAAAACUUAGCUCGCUCACAUUCUCUUACUUGCAAACAUUCUCAGAAAUCUGAAAGCAAACAGGAUAAAUUUCGGGUGUGAAGAAGAUGGGAAAUCUAUUUUGUUGUGUACAAGUGGACCAAUCAACGGUAGCGAUAAAAGAAACGUUCGGGAAAUUCGAAGAUGUUCUUGAGCCUGGUUGCCAUUUUCUUCCAUGGUGUCUUGGUAGCCAAGUUGCUGGUUACCUCUCUUUGAGGCUUCAACAAUUGGAUGUUCGUUGCGAGACAAAGACAAAGGACAAUGUGUUUGUUAAUGUUGUUGCAUCGAUUCAAUACCGUGCUAUUGCCAAUCAGGCCAAUGAUGCUUUCUACAAACUCAGUAACACUAAAGGCCAAAUUCAAGCUUACGUGUUUGAUGUCAUUAGAGCAAGUGUCCCCAAGCUGCUUCUGGAUGAUGUCUUUGAGCAGAAGGAUGAAAUUGCAAAAGCUGUUGAAGAAGAGCUCGAGAAGGCAAUGUCGGCUUACGGUUUUGAGAUUGUCCAAACUCUCAUUGUUGAUAUCGAGCCUGACGAACAUGUCAAACGUGCCAUGAACGAAAUCAACGCUGCUGCAAGGAUGAGACUGGCUGCAAAUGAAAAGGCAGAGGCUGAGAAAAUCUUGCAGAUAAAGCGAGCUGAAGGUGAAGCUGAGGCCAAGUACCUCUCGGGUCUAGGUAUUGCUCGUCAGAGACAAGCGAUUGUAGAUGGACUACGAGACAGUGUCUUGGGUUUCUCUGUGAACGUCCCAGGGACAACUGCUAAAGAUGUGAUGGACAUGGUGCUUGUUACACAAUACUUUGACACAAUGAAGGAGAUUGGUGCAAGUUCCAAAUCUUCUGCUGUGUUCAUUCCGCACGGACCAGGAGCUGUUCGCGAUGUGGCUACUCAGAUCAGAGACGGUCUCCUUCAAGGCUCUUUCGCAGACCAGUCUUGAAGUGGAUGGACUUUCUAUGUUCUCUUUCUUUUACUCAGCUUAUGGUGUGUGAUUAAGAUCUUAUGAUGGUUUUUUUUCAUUCUCUAUUCGAUUACAGUGAAUCUUGUUUUGCUUUUUUUUGCUUUUUUUUUGGAUUUUUUCCCCUUGCUGUAUAGACAUAUUUGGGUUUACAACCAAAAUCGUAAGUAGCAUCAAAUAAAGAGUUUAAGUUAUAAGCUAAAAAGAGAUCAAACAAUUUGUAUGGA